Molecule: messenger RNA, 1821 nt
Organism: Fusarium odoratissimum NRRL 54006
Lineage: Eukaryota; Fungi; Ascomycota; Sordariomycetes; Hypocreales; Nectriaceae
Exons: 5
Coding region: 1-1821 (606 amino acids)
Molecular function (GO): NADP binding; flavin adenine dinucleotide binding; N,N-dimethylaniline monooxygenase activity
Source: RefSeq, a predicted model, not a curated record
AUGUCAACAUAUCAACCAAUGAGCGCGCGAGACCGUGCCAUCAAACACUUACAGAGUCUCACACCUGGACUAGCCAAGCCAGGGGAAGCCACCGAAGUUUAUAAGGAUGUUGACGAUCUGGCCUACGCUCUAUCUCGAGUGCCCACGUUUACACCUCGACCAGUGAGUAUUAUUGCGAUUGGUGCGGGUUUUGCAGGUCUUUCGAUGGCCAGGGCUGUUAGCACUGGCAAUCUCCACAAUGCUAGCAUUACGGUCUAUGAAAAGAACAGUGAUGUUGGAGGCACGUGGUAUGAGAAUCGCUACCCAGGAUGCGCCUGUGAUAUACCGGCACCCAAUUACCAAGCAAUCUACCAGUUCUCCUGGGCACCGAACCCAUUCUGGAAAUCGUAUUACGCUAAGCAAGAAGACAUCCUAUCAUAUAUGAGAUCAGUUGCUGAACAGCAUGACUUGCGGCGAUACGUGAAGACAUCUCACAAGAUCACCAAUGCUUCUUGGAUCCCAGAGCGCGAGGUAUGGCAAGUCACUGUCACCAAAACUGACGGCAGGGAUCUCAUCAUUUCAAGCCCAGGCGUUACAGAUGGUGAGACGUCGACUACAUUUGUGGAAGAAUGUGAUAUCCUCAUCAACUGCACCGGUUUCUUCAACCACUGGAAAUGGCCCAACGUGAAAGACCGAGAACAGUUCGAAGGAAGGAUGCUUCAUUCAGCAGCCUGGCCACAGGAUGCUGAUAAAGACAUCAAGGGGAAAACAGUGGCACUGAUCGGUAAUGGAAGCAGUGGUGUACAGAUCCUCCCUGCCAUCCUCAAUGACGCAGAGAGGAUAUAUGUCCACAUUAGAAGUCCGACAUGGGUCACUACCAACUUCGCUUCCAAGUUUGCAGGUCCCGGUGGAUCGAAUUAUGAUUAUUCCGAAGAGCAAAAGGCUGCUUGGGCGAAAGACCCAGAUGCAUAUCUACAGUACAGGCGCCAAAUCGAGCAGGAACUCAACAGUCGUUUUGGUCUAUACGUAGACCACUCUCCGGAGCAAAAGGUUGCUCGCGAGUAUGGAAUUCGUGAGAUGGCCAACAAGCUUGGAGAGAGACAGGACUUGCUUCAAGCGCUGCUCCCGGACUUUGCUGUUGGGUGUCGUCGUCCAACACCCGGCAAUGGGUAUCUUGAGGCUCUGACGUCUCCCAAGGUACAGGUAAUCUGGGGCACAGUCGAGGCCUUCACUAAGAAGGGCAUCCGUACCUCGUCUGGCCACGAAACAACUGACGUCGACACAAUCAUCUGCGCCACCGGCUUCGACUUGUCCUGCGCCCCUCGCUUCCCAAUCAACGGUCUCAACGGAACCAAUCUCCAACACCUCUGGACCGAGAACCCUCGGUCCUACCUCUCAGUCACAGCGGAAGACAUGCCCAACUACUUCAGCUUUCUGGGUCCAUUCUCUCCGCUCGGCCAUGGGAGUCUCGUAACCUCGAUUGAAAUGGUGACCAAGUACAUCACCGACUUUGUGAACAAGCUUCAAACUCAAAACUACAGCUAUUGCGUUCCCAAGGAUCACAUACCCGCUGCUUACCAGAAACAUGCCCUCGCAUGGCUUAACAAGACGGUUUGGGCGAGUAACUGCAGCAGUACGUUUAAGAACGGGACUGCUGGCGGACAGCUUAACAGUUUACAUCCUGGUAGCCGGAUUAAUUAUUUUGAGCUUCUGCGUACUCCAAGGUGGGAGGACUUUGAGUGGAAGAGUCUUUGCGAGAGUGAGGACUUGACUUUUGCUUGGCUGGCGAAUGGAUUCACGUAUAGGGAAAAGAACCCGGCUGACUAUCCAGAUACAACUUGA